Pteropus alecto (black flying fox) is the source of this 2707-nucleotide messenger RNA. It is a transcript of the gene NBN, whose product is annotated as nibrin. Bases 535 to 2553 code for a protein of 672 amino acids. Gene Ontology annotation, biological process: telomere maintenance; mitotic G2 DNA damage checkpoint signaling; double-strand break repair via homologous recombination. Gene Ontology annotation, cellular component: nucleus; Mre11 complex. The record is from RefSeq and is a predicted model, not a curated record. The transcript has 16 exons. NCBI's taxonomy places the organism in Eukaryota, Metazoa, Chordata, Mammalia, Chiroptera, Pteropodidae. Gene Ontology annotation, molecular function: protein binding; damaged DNA binding.
CGGGGUGGCGGCGCUCGAGCGAGCGGCCGGCGUCGGCUGUGACGCCUGCGUGUCCAGCUUUGAGGAGACACAGCGCGUUCCGGCCGUGACGACGGUCGCCUGUUCCCUAGAGAAGCUGAGGAGACUCGGGUGAAGGAAUUGGCUGACCGGGACUUCACCACGCCGUCCCGCGGAACGCGCGUCUCGGCAGCGCGGUCCGGUGCGCCGGGGCCGAGCUCGGCGUGUCCGCAGCCUGGUUGCUGUGCCCAUCCGGUCCCCGGUCCCACCCAGCGCGGGUGCCGCCUCUGACGCCAGGCGCGAGCCCCACGGGACACUGGCUGAGAUGUUGAACCAUACAGACUUUUGACUGGCGUUGAGUAUGUUGUUGGAAGGAAAAACUGUGGCAUUCUAAUAGAAAAUGAUCAGUCAAUUAGUCGAAAUCAUGCUGUGUUAACUGCUAACUUUUCUGUAACCAACCUGAGUCAAAUAGAUGAAAUUCCUGUAUUGACAAUAAAAGAUAAUUCUAAAUAUGGAACCUUUGUUAAUGAGGAAAAAAUGCAAAAUGACCUUUCCUGUACUUUGAAGCCAGGAGAUAGAAUUACAUUUGGAGUGUAUGAAAGUAAAUUCAGAGUAGAGUAUGAGCGCUUGGUUGCAUGCUCUUCUUGUUUGGAUGUCUCUGGGAAGAUGGCUUUAAACCAAGCUAUAUUGAACCUUGGAGGACUCACUGCAAACAAUUGGACAGAAGAAUGCACUCACCUUGUCAUGAAAUCAGUUAAAGUUACCAUUAAAACAAUAUGUGCGCUCAUUUGUGGACGUCCAAUUGUAAAGCCAGAAUAUUUUACUGAAUUUCUUAAAGCAGUUCAGUCCAAGGAACAGCUUCCACAAAUCGAAAGUUUUUACCCCCCUAUUGAUGAGCCAGCUAUUGGAAGUAAUAAUAUUGACCUGUCAGGACGACAGGAGAGAAAACAAAUCUUCAAAGGGAAAACCUUUGUAUUUCUGGAUGCCAGACAGCAUAAGAAGUUGAGUUCGGCCGUCGUUUUCGGAGGAGGGGAUGCCAGGUUGGUAACGGAGGACAGCGGAGAAGACGACGGCUUCUUCUCAGCGCCUGGGACCUGUGUGGUUGACGUCGGCGGCGCAGGGCCAGGGUCCCAGACCUCGGCUUCUGACGCUCAGCGGGCCCGCGCUCACGCCAUCCUGGGGCUGCUGCACAGGCAGGGUCUUAGACCUAUUCCUGAAGCAGAAAUUGGAUUGGCAGUUGUUUUCAUGACUACAGAGAACUACUGUGAUCCUCGAGGCCAACCCAGUUUAGGAUCGAAGGCGCCGACUGCAGGGCCAGGCCUUGCCCAGGACUUGUCAGUCAAAGAAAAACUAAUGCCAGGUGCCCCAGCGAACAAGAUGACGUGCGCAGCCCACACGGAGUCAGAGCAAGCAGACACACGUGUGGAUUUGAGUGAAAGGCCAAAGGAAAUGCAAAUCUCCGGAGUGGAACAGAAAUUCAGAAUGCCUUCACGAGAAACAUCCACUGUGAAGGAACCCACCAAAAUAAAUUCUGAUAAUAGCGCUGUCACAUCAGGUGCUGUGGCGAGGACGAACACCCCAGCCUGCCAGCUGUCCCCCACCCAGCCCUCGGGGGGCAGCAGGAGGGCUCAGGCUUCCUGGCGGCUGCAGCCCAACUCCAUCAGGAACUACUUCCAGCCGUCCGCCAAGAAAAGGGAAAGGGAUGAAGAAAAUCAAGAAAUCUCAUCUAAAUCAGCAAGAAUAGAAAUGUCUUGUUCUCUUUUAGAAGAAACACAACCCGCUACACCCUCAAUGUGGAAAAAUAACGAGCAGCCUCUGCCUCACAAUGAGCCUGUGGGGAAGAAACCAGAUCACCUAUUUACGGAUAGAGACUUAAAACCCACUGUGAAAAAUUCUGCCAAUAAAUCUCUUUCUACAGAAAAACUGAAGUCAGAAAAAAGGACCAUCGAUGACUUAGCCAUAGAAGAUGAAGUAUUGGAACAGUUAUUCAAGGACACAAAACCAGAGCUGGAAAUCGAAGUGAAAGCUCAGAAGCAAGAGGAAGAUGGUAACGUUAGAAAAAGGCCGCGGCUGGACGUGGAGACAAAUGGCUCCUUUAAUGAUGAGAGAAUAUCAGAAUGUAACAGAGUAUCUCAAGAAAAUGAAAUUGGGAAGAAAUGUGAGCUCAAGAAAGAAUUACUGUGGUCAACUAAAGAAGAACCAUCUAGCAGUGACGGGCUCCCGGAGGACGGCGAGCUGCUUCCAGCAAGGGUGUUGCUGACUGAGUUCAGAUCGCUGGUGGUUGGUGACUCCGCCUCCAGGAGUGCAGCUGGUGUAAGUGGCGACUACGGGCAGACGAAGAAUUUCAAGAAAUUCAGAAAGGUCGCAUUUCCUGGGGCUGGAAAGCUCCCCCAGAUCAUCGGAGGGUCGGAUCUCAUAGCUCACCAUGCUCGGAAGAACACGGAAUUGGAAGAGUGGCUAAGGCAGGAGCUGGAGGUGCAAAAUCAACAAGCAAAAGAAGAGUCUCUCGCUGAUGACCUCUUUAGAUACAAUCCUAACAUGAAAAGGAGAAGAUAAUUGAGCAUUUUAUAAGGAAGCCACAGGAAAACAUUUUCUAUCAAGCAUUUACUUCCUUUUUUCCUCUGGGAUACAUGCAUAUAGUAUAUAGAGUGAACUUAAGUUACAAAUAUGCCAUGGCCUGAAUUUGUUAAAUAAAAUACACAAAACUCCA